Diachasmimorpha longicaudata is the source of this 12943-nucleotide messenger RNA. RefSeq names its product intermembrane lipid transfer protein Vps13D (gene Vps13D). Gene Ontology annotation, molecular function: protein binding. The record is from RefSeq and is a predicted model, not a curated record. Gene Ontology annotation, cellular component: extrinsic component of membrane. NCBI's taxonomy places the organism in Eukaryota, Metazoa, Arthropoda, Insecta, Hymenoptera, Braconidae. The coding region runs from base 252 to 12464 and encodes 4070 amino acids. Gene Ontology annotation, biological process: protein targeting to vacuole; protein retention in Golgi apparatus; mitochondrion organization. The transcript is spliced from 5 exons.
AAUGUUUAUUUCGAAAAGUCACUUUUUGGUAGUUACAAAACCCCGAAGUCACGAAAGUAACGAAGAAAAUCUGUGGUACCUGGACUCGGGCACAAAUUAAUCAACAAUUCAACAGUCUAAGACCCCCUGAACGUCUGAAUUACCAAAUUACCCAGUUCUAACCGUUCUAGCCUAAAAACCGAGGAUUCCAUUGUAUCUUUAUAUCCAAUGAUUGCAUCAACAAUUGUAAAAGUUUAUACGUAUUUACAAAAAUGCUGGAGGGACUCGUUGCCUGGGUGCUGAACAAUUACCUGGGAAAAUACGUCGAGAAUUUAAAUACAGAUCAGCUGAGCAUUGCUCUCCUCUCAGGUGAAGUCGAGCUUGAGAACCUUCCCCUGAAAAAAGAAGCCCUUCGACACAUAGGUCUCCCCAUUGAGAUAAAAGCCGGAUUUAUCGGUAAAGUUCGUCUGCAAAUCCCCGUCCGACAGAUCAGAUCUGCCUCAUGGGUGAUAGCAAUCGAACAACUGUACCUGGUGGCUGGACCCAUCAACGUCGAGGAAUACGACAGUGAAGUGGAGGAGCAAAUUCUGCAGGAAUACAAGCACAGUAAACUAGACUCUCUGGAAGCACGAUGGCGUGCUUCAAUCGAACGAGAUCCAGGUUACUAUGCCUCGAGCUACAGCUCUUGGUUAAACUACGGCACAUCUUUGGUUACGAACAUACUCGAGAACCUCCAAUUGAACAUAAAAGAUGUUCACCUUCGCUACGAGGACAACGUGACACCAGAAUUAUCAGAGAAGUCUGGGGUGGCGCUGGGGAUAACCAUCAAGGCCCUGUCAGCCCAGAGUUGUGACGCCAGUUGGAUACCCGGAUCUACCUCGUGGAACUUCAACGACGCAUCGUUCAAGCUGAUGGAACUCGAUGGGCUCUCUAUCUACUGGAAUCACUUGGACUCAUCCCAGAUGUUUGGAAACCUCAAUCUUGGGGAUCUUGCAGUCGCUAUGAACGAAUCCAAGAGCACCCUGUGGAAGUACAUACUGCCACCAGUGAGUGCUUGCGCCAGGAUCAAGAGAGAUCGCUGUGAAAAGCCCCUCAGAUCCAUCAACAGACCUAGAAUUGUCGUGGAUCUUCAGCUGGAUCAGGUGCCACUGAUUAUCACCGAUGAACAGUACGAGCAAAUUGUGAAAUGUAUCAAGGAACUGGAGGAUAUAGAACGAAGAAGAAGGCAACGAAGAUGUCGACCUCAUUUAUCGAUAUCAGAGAGCCCAAAGGAGUGGUGGAAGUAUGCUGUUCGUUGUCAUCUUGGAAGAAAAGCUCUGAUGCCAAAACCCACGUGGAACGAUAUUUAUAAUAAAGGAAUGGACAAUGUAUUUUAUGUAAAGACUUAUCAGAGGAUCUUGGCCACACCAACAACCAUUCUCUCACCUGAUGCCACAUCCAGAAAGGAGAGGAUUGAGUAUGAACUCAGUUAUGAUCAGCUGAGGGUACUCAGGGAGCUCGCUAUGACGAACGUCAGACCACCUGUGCCAACAAAACCCCCAGAGGCUGAGGCCAGUUCUCCAGCAGCUCGAGGAAUGCUCGUACAGUGGUUUCCACAGUGGUGGGGGUGGUACUCAAAGGCACCACAGAGUAAUACAAAUUCUAGUCAAUCUGGCUCCUCAACUUUUGAUGGAGAACUUCUGGAUGUUCUUGCUGAUACUAUUGAUGACAAUACACUUCUCAGGAGAGACACUGUAUUUGGACAGUUUAAUUUCACACUUUCCAAGGGCGCCAUCUCCUUGUGUACUAAGGCUAAAGAUAAUGCUGGGGAUAAAGUCGUUAUGGAGCUUCAGUUCGAAAGAGUUGUUCUGAGUUAUGAGUCGCGUCCCAGGUCUGGCUCCCACAAGUUCUCCCUCAGCCUCGGAGCCCUCUAUCUACAUGAUUUCCUGACAGUCAACUCAAUGUUUCCAAUUUUGAUUCAACCGCAGACACUUCCGGUUUGUAACUCUCGAUUGAGAUCAUCUUCAGAGAAACUCGUGGCACAUCAGAACUCUCAACAGCCACUUUUCGAAUUGAUUUACGAGAAAAAACCGUUUCAUGUUACCACUGAUCAUUCGUUGAGUCUGAACACGAGGUCUCUGGAUGUUGUUUAUAAUGCUGUUGCGAUCAAGUGGCUCGUGGACUUUGUCAGCAGACCUCACAGGAAUUCGAGUAAUCCUAGGCUUCAGGCGAUGAAGAGGAGAACACGAAGGCAACUGAUGAAAAAUUGGGAGCAAAUUCUCGAGGGAGAUUUCGUUUACAGAUCAUCUUGGGAUUUGCAAUUUAAUAUUUCAGCUCCUCAGAUUCUUCUAGUCGAAAAUUUUCAAGAGUCCACUGCAGCUGUGGUGGUGGUUGACUUCGGAAGACUCCAUCUGACGAAUGGUAUUAAUAACAAGAAGGUUAUAUUGAGGCCCGGAUCACCCACUAGUGAAGACGACAUCAACGACUUCAGUCAGACAAAAGAUGUUAAAGAUUUGGAACGAGACGAGGAUGACGAAGACGAGAGAUUUCAGACGCCGUGUUCUACACCACCAGGAAGCCAGGAAAAUGGCUCCAUUCAGGAUUUCCAAGGGAUAUCUGAGUCUGCUAUUCAUCACAAAUUGUACGACCAGUACAGCAUAUAUUUGUCGGAUCUCCAGGUGCUCGUGGGGAAAGUCAAAGACAAUUGGAAGCACGCGAGGACUAGGGGAAUGUCGACCCUUCACGUUUUAGAGAGAUUCACUAUUUCCCUUCAAAUUGAAAGAAGAGUUGUCUCCACAGUUGAUCCCCAGUUUCCAUCCCUAACGAUAUCGGGAAAUUUGCCAAGACUUGUUGUCCACGUGAACGAGCAGAAGGUCGAGGCGAUCAGAUCCAUGUCCAAUCAGUUGAUAACGAGCUUGUCUGGUGGAUCCGAGGGACCUUCCUCGCAGUUUAGUGAUCCUGGGGAGCCUGAGAGCCCGAAGAAAGAGGAGACCUUCGAUAAAACAAUGAAUCACGCUAUGAUGAUACAAUUCAUGAUCGAUCAGAUGACCUUUGAGUUGCAAUCGAGGGGAAGGAGUGUCGCUGAACUUCAAGUCUCUGGGGUGAAAGCUGCUAUGACCAAGAGGCCAGCUGACGUCAGUGUCUCGUUGUCAGUUCAUGGUCUUCUCCUGGUAGACGCGAUGCAAGAAUUUGGUCCUGAUUUUGAACUUCUGGUAGCCAGCCACAAGCACGUGGGGAUGGACAGUGUUUCAGGAAGUUUGAAGGACUCUGAACCAACGUCUCCAGUAUCUCCAGUGUCCCCAGGAUCCCCCGAUCCUACCGUCCCUAGGAGACUGACAUCACCAGUAGCUUUAACUCGGGCUUUAUCGAAUCUCGCUCAUGACACGAAGAAUCUGUUCUCCCCCAGGAAUAAUUCACUGAUGGGGCUGGAUCAACUAGACAGCGAGGCCUUGAUCGUCGUUGAGUUGACCGUGAUUGAGGAUCCUCUGGAGACCCUGAGGGUCGCCAGUAUUCAAUUCAAUAAUCUUGAUAUCAUUGCCAAUCAGGAGACUAUCGUGGAGUUGAUAGGGUUCGUCCGACGACUGCUCCCACCGUCGAAAGUACCGAAGAAUAAAAAAAUCACCAGACAGGAUUCGAUCGUUAGUCUGACGGUGGAGGGAAAGCCAGAGAGGACAGAAAUCACGUUUGACUUUCACAGGUUGAAUGUUCUACUUUUGAGAGCAGUUAUGCAGGACAGUCAUCUGAUUGGUCAAAAAAUAGCCACAGCCACGAUGUCUGAUGCUAGAAUUCAAGCGACAUUGGCCACGAAUACGUCGAUAUCAGGGUCUCUAGGAGGUCUUCAAGUACUUGAUCAAACGUUAAUUGGGAAAACUCAUCAGAGGAUCAUCAGCGUGGGAAGGGAUCCCCUGUGCAAUCCCUCACACGAUCCUUUUGAACGUAUGUCAGGGCUGUCGAAUCAACCAGAGGCUUUCAGCUUUUCAGCUAGUAGAAAUUCCACUGCUGAUGGCAGUGGACAACUGGACAGUGUCAACAUCGCUGUCAGAGUUGGAAGUGUCUGGUAUACACACGCUCCCCAUCUCAUAUCGGAAAUGAGAUCAUGUGCGGAUGAGUUUAAACAGUACUUGAGUAAUCUUGCCAGACACAUUGGAGCUGCUGCCACUGAUAUGGCAAUGGGACUUGUUCAUGAAGAUUGGACUGGACCCCAGAGAAAGAGACUCCCCAGCUUCUCUCAGGACAUGGAUGCCACCUCUGGUAUUCUAAAAUUAAAACUAGAUGUCGUACUUGACAGCCCCGUUCUGGUGAUCCCCAGGUCUUCACACAGUACUCAAGUGUUUGUUGCUCAUCUGGGGACAAUGUCCCUUCAGCACGAACCUUCCGAUGAUUCCAAACUCACUGUCAGUCUUGACGUCAGAGAUAUCAACUUGUAUUCAUUGGAUGUCAGCUCAAAACUCUCUCACAUCACUGGAACGACUUUACCUUUGAGGGCAGAUGACAUGUACAGCUGCAAAGAGUCUGGAAGACCAAUCCUACAUGACACGUCCUUGAAGAUAGUCGUUGAGAAGGGAUUUAUAGUUUCCCUUCACAGCUCAGGAUUUCUUCUGGAUCAGGAUUUUCAGACGAGCUCUCAACAGCCAAUUGUGCAAGUUCACGGGGGUGUUAUCACCCCCUUAAAAGUCUCGUUAUCAAGGAGUCAGUACGAACAACUUCUGGACACUGUUCACGUGAUAUUUUCAGCCCCUCAAUCAACUUCAACAAAUAUCCCUCCAACGGAGAGCACAUCAACUGCCAAAACUUACUCUCAAAAAUCAUUUCAAGUCGCGAUGAAAGUUCUGUUCGAACUUCCGACACUCAGUAUUCAGCUCAAGCAGGAUCACUCGGAGCAGCCCCUGGUGGAGCUUUCCAUGCAGGAAUUUGUGAUGAAGUACGAGAAGCUCUCGAUGAAUGAUUCAACGACUCAAGUUUCUCUCAGGUCCCUCCUCAUGGAAGAUCUUCUCUGUCCGAUUGGCUCGAGACACAGAUCGAUGAUGCAGUCCUCUGCCCCGACACGUGCAAAAGUGCCUCUGGGGGUCUCGAGAUCUUGUCCGGAUCUCGCUUUCAAUAAAAAAUGGAGGAGCGAGCAUGGCAGGGGUAGCCUCCCCGACAGGCUAGAGACAGAUACUCUGUAUGGAACUAUUCCUGCCCACUGGAGGAAGGCCUCUUCCCUCGUUGGCACCCCCAACACUCCUCCACCAUCUCCUGGAGCCAUCACUUGUGAGGAGAAUCUCGUCUUAAUCAGCAUUACAAUGACGGAAAUUCACCCUAAAACCCCUGAAUCUCUUCGUCCAAUUCUCCAGAAGUCUGUCUGCAUUGAUUUCAACUGUCUAGAUCUCGUUGUCAGUGUUGAAUCUUGGAUGAUAGUUCUGGACUUCUUUGGCAUUGGUACGAGUCAAGUGAAUUCGAGGAUUUCCACACGGACUAGGGAUUUAGCAGCAUCAACUACCUCUCUUGCAACUACAUCAACUGCAACUGCAGCUAAUGGCCCAGUGAAUGAAUAUACUGAUUCCUCUGGUACCAUGAAAGAACUUGAUUCGCACACAGAAAUUGAGAUUCGAUCGUUGACACUUGUUCUCACGAGAACUAAUAGAGAAAUUGCAAAGGCGAAUAUAUCUAACGCUAGUAUGACUAUUGUCAAGGCCUUGGGUAAGUCCAAGGUCUCUGGAUCACUGGGUUCAAUGUCACUGUUGGAUCUGACACCCCAUGGCAGGUUUUACAGGGAGAGAUUUUUAUCAUCAGGGAGAAAAGCUCUGAAUUUUCAGUACUCGAGCUACGAGGACUCCAGGAAACUGCCUCACGACGCCAAACUUAAACUCCAAAUGUCGUCAGUGCAUUACGUUCACACCCAACGAUUCGUCGCUGAACUUCAGGCAUUCUUCAGACACUUCUCCCAGUUGAGGGCAGUCAUGCAGAAUCUCAGGUCCGGGGAAGUGCCAGUUUUAUCAAUGGAACAGACUCGGGGAACGAGAUUGUCUCUGGAGCUUCAUGCAGGUGCCCCAGUCAUCCUUCUGCCAGUUAGCUCUCAAUCAGACAAACUGGCUGUUCUUGAUCUAGGAGAGUUGACUGCUCACAAUUCCUUCCAUCACUCCAAGGACUCACCUCAGUGUCUUCUGGACAUCAUGCACCUGGAACUGGUGAAUAUGGACGUUUACGCUGCUCAGAGGAUUAGACAGUCUUCAGACAGAAAUAAUUAUGACAACAACGAGGAUGAUGAUGAUAUCUUGAUGAUUGGGGGUUUCUAUCUGAAGAAAUUGGGACCCUCUCUGUUGACAGAGAAGUGUCAUUGGAGCUUGAGAAUCGAGAGGAAUCUUGACACCUAUAUCAGCAGGGAUAUCGCAGACCUGAGUAUUCAUGGGACUUUAUCAACGAUGAAUUGUGCACUGGAUCCAGCUCAGUACAUGCUCAUCAGGGGUCUUCUGGCUCACAAUAUUGGCGAGAAUUUGGAUGACAUUCUCCUGUUCUUGGAGGAUCUGCAGGAUGCCACUGAAUAUUUCAUGACUGAGGAGGCAGUUGGUGGAAAAGUCUGGACAAAGUCAUGCAUUAUUCUUGAUAUUGUCAAUGUAGCUGUGAAACUUCAUCCCAAUCAUGGGAUCGCAGCACUCGCCUGUGUCAAUUUUAUCAAAUCCAGGUUAACUCUGGACUCUCUGAGCGAUGGAUCACAAGAUAUUGAUCUAGUGUCUCAGGAGAUUUCGGUCAUUGACACGAGGUUUCAGGACGAGCCGGUUAAUAAACGUUCCAACAUCUUCACGAGCAUUCUCCAGCCGUUGAAGAACUUUGGCGGAAUUGAAGACAGAGUUCAAGCUGAGAUUCAUCACAGGAGAAGGAAGAAUCAUGCAGCAACGACUAUUCUUCUGCACAGCAUGAGGCUGACAGCUAUUUUAGACUGGUGGGAGGCUGUCAAAGAUUUUCUGAUACUAAAUUCACCAGAUCCAGAACCGAUAGACAUCUCCAGACCUCCUCUCGUCCCCCACGAGACUGACACCUCGACAACUUCUUCUCCCUUUGAAUUAAAACUCAAUUUAACGGACUCUGAACUUGUCAUUGUGGAGGACACAUCCCUGUGGGACACUAACGCAGUCAUCCUCAAGUGCACAGCAGUCCUGGCUUACAGGUCUCAUCCACAGGAUGGGGAGAAGCCAUUGUCGUGUAAUCUAUCCCACUGUGAGUUGUACUCCUGCAUUCUGGGAAUGGAAGAGGAGACAGCUUUGUCCAUCAUCGAUCCAGUGGGCGCCAGUGUCGAAUUGACAAGAGAAAAAGCCUUGGAAAUUCAACUACAACCCCUGAAUGUUAAGCUAAGCUAUCACGAUGUGACAAUGUUUGGAAGAAUGGUGAAUUCUCUGCCUAAGCAGACCCUCUGGGCCAAGCAGAGGUCAAUGUCAGGGCCCCCAGCCAACGCCAAGAGCCACAUAAUGAAGUUAUCUGCUCUGGGAUUUGCUGAAACCGAUUGUGAAGCUGCUUUGGAUGUUUGCAAUGGUCAACUUGAUGAUGCUGCCUUGUGGCUGACACAGCAUGCAGUUCCCAAUGCUGAGGACAAUCGUUCGAAGAGUGGAAUUCAGAUUAUUGAGGUUGAGACAAACUGUCUGAGGAUCUGUGUCAUUGAUGACUGCAGAGAUGCUGAUGUACCAUUAGCUGAACUCGUCCUCAUGGACUUUGGUCUGCGGCAGGUGUUGGAGGGUCCAGGCUCCAUGAGAGCUACUUUUGGGGUCGAUUAUUACAAUAGAGUCUUGAGUGGAUGGGAACCCUUCAUCGAGCCCUGGAAAACCGGUGCUAGGUGGGAGCACAGUGUUGGGAAUACGUUGAAUGCCAAGAGGCUGCAGGUACAGGUGCAGUCAGAGGAUUCUGUGAAUGUUAAUGUCACUUCGACUCUGGUGGAACUUGUGAGUCUCGUCAAGGACAACUGGACUCAGGAUUAUUAUCUGAGCAAUAAGCACGAUUCCACGGUAUCAAAAUCGUCCUCUUCGUCGUUGAACAACCUCCAGGGAAAUUACAGGAUACGUUCUCCAUUCGUUCCCUUCGCCCUGAAGAACGAAACUGGAGCUAAAUUGUGGUUCAAGACGUUCAUUGCAGUGGCUGAUGACGUGUGUCAGAUUAACGAACACUUCAAUGAUGAUAGCAAUCUUAUCAAAGAUAAAACCUGGUGUGAAGUGCCUUCAGGGGAGACAAUUCCUUUUACCUUCGAGGAGAGGGGAAAACUUCGACAUCAGACGACGCAUCAAGUCAGAAGACACCAGAUUGCUGUUCUGGUGGAGGGAUGGAAGCCGGUGGAUCCAGUGACAGUUGAUAGGAUUGGGGUUUACUUUCGCCAUGCCAGCGCUGAUCUGAAGCUGGUGGGGUCCUCACCGGGGAAGGCUAGAGUGGUUUUUGCUGUUGAACUCGAAGGAUCUGCAAGGAAACUCGUGACAGUCAGGUCAGCUCUUCAGCUUGCGAAUAAACUCUCUCAUCCAGUCGACAUUAAACUCGAAAAAUUAGGAUUUAGUCAGUUUGGGUACUUUGGAGGGCCUAUGAACGUUGCAAACUCCAGCACGAAGGUCCUUCACAUCCCUGCGCACUCUGUGAAGUCUGUACCCUUGACCCACACCAGUGUCAAAAUGUACCUGAAGCCCCAACAUCCCAACUACGCUUUCCAGUACUCCAUGGAGCCCAUAGAGUGGAUUCUUGUGAAGAAACCGAUGGAAGUUGUGGAGGUGCUGACCACCUGCAGGACCAAUCAGAAUAAUUUAUUCAGAAUGUGUGUGGCUGUGAGGAGGGACAACUAUCCCGUCGAUGCUGGACAGAAUAUUCUUCCCGCCCACACCAUUUCUCUUCUUCCUCCAGUUACUCUGACGAAUUUACUGCCUCAUGAAUUGUCGUAUCAAGUAUCGACAACUGAGACUGGAAGAAUCGGCCCUGGAAUGAGUGCUGAUCUCCACAGUAUCAAUGUUGGAGAACAACUCGAAAUCACUGUUCAACUUGAUGGAUACCCUGGAAGUGGAACGUUGUUAUUGUCCCAGAUAUCGGCAUCAUUCGUGGGGAGGAUGAAGCUGACAGACUCAGCAGGGAGAAUCCUCUUUCUCAAUGCCACUGUCAUUGUCGAGAGAGGAUCUGCUGUCAAGAUCAACAUCACUGCUCCUUACUGGAUCGUCAAUAAAACUGGACUGCCACUCGUGUUCAGGCAAGAGGGUGGGGGAACGGAAGCUGCUGGACAGUUUGAAGAGCACGAGAGAGCCAGAAUGGUGGCUCCCUUAUUAUUCUCCUUCAGUGAUGAAGAGGCUAGCCGAACGUUGGCAGUGAGGGUUGGUUCAGGGGUCCAUCAAAACGGUGUGUCCCAGUGGUCACAGCAUUUUCAUCUGCAACCAGGUGUUCAAGUUCACAGGCUGAGAAUCAGUCUGAGAGAUGGACGACCUGAUAUCGUGUACCUCAUUGGAGUCUCCACAAGAACUGCCAGGGGAAGGUACCGAGCAACCACUGUUGUUUCACUGUCUCCCAGGUAUCAAUUACAUAACAGAUCAUCGUGUACCUUGGAACUGGCACAAAGAUGUUUCACGACAACUGUCAGUCAUCCUGAUGCUCAAGCAACGUACAUCACCGCUAUGCCAGACUGUCAUAUGCCUUUUCACUGGCCUAGACUCGAUAAGGAUCAACUCCUGUGUGUCAGGAUCAUCGAUGUUCCUAACUGCAUGUGGUCUGGGGGGAUUAUUCUCGAUGGAAAUCACUCCCUCACGAUCAACAUAAGGGAUGCAGGGGGAAAGAUGCAUUUCCUGAGGGUUGAUGUUGUCCUUCAAGAGAGCACUUACUUCAUCGUCUUCACAGAUGCCAACACCAUGCCACCUCCAAUAAGAGUCGAUAAUUUUUCUGAAGUUCCAUUGACAAUUAAUCAAGCUGGAGUGCUUGACAGCCUCCAGUGGACAGUGAGACCUCAUUCCUCUGUUCCUUAUGCCCUCGAUGAACCGACUCAAAGUGCUGGGUUAACUGUGACUGCGCCUGGAGGUGUUACAGGCUCCUACGACCUGAAUCUCCUUGGGGAGAAUCGAGGAUUGACUUAUGAAAAUUUUAUUUACAUCGCGUUCACUGGUACUUUUAAAAUCGAUGGGGAUUUGGGGACUGGCGAGGGGGGUAUGGAUCCUCUGGACGUAGAGACACAAAGACUGGUGCUUGAGGCUGGCCCUGGAGGGUGGGUUGCCCUCAGGAGGAAGCAGAAUGGGGCCAGAUCUCAGUUAUGGAGAAUGACUGGAGAUGGACAACUGCAGCACGAAGGAUCCAGCCCUCCAAGAGACAAACACUCCCGAAUUCCGGAUAGUGUUCUUGUCCUGGACAUUGCUGGUACUGCUCCUCAACCCUUUACCUACUGUGCUUUGGCCUUGAGGAGACCCGAUCAAAGGAGACGAUCCACACAGACCUGGAGGUUCACAGACGAUGGGAGACUCUGCUGUGCUCACAAGAACAUGUGUGUUCAGUCCAAAGAUGGAUUCAUGGGGCUUUACGAAGGCGGCAGUGUCGCCCGUUGGCAAAUGUGGAGUGAGGCAGUUCUGGGGCCCCAGACCCACAGCGAUCCUCCGCCUAUUGAACAGAGAGUUGGGAGACAACGAUUGAGACCUGGGUCAGGGUUUCUCUCGGUUCGAGUCACCACUGAUGGACCAACUAGGGUUAUACAAGUUCUGGAUAUCAAAGAAAGAAAAAAGACAUUCGCUCUCCUGGAAGAACGUGACUGGUCCCAUAUAGCAGUUGCCCAGCGACCCAGCCAAUUGGACUCAUCCCUGAAAAAUCCCUCGGCCCUAUCUUCAGAGCUUCAGCUGGCCAUUAAUCUACCUGCAGGUCUCGGCCUGUCAGUUGUAUCCCGAAGACCCGUGGAGGAGCUUUUGUUUGCUCGUCUCGUUGGAAUCGCCUUCGAGACGAUCCAAACCCCCUCAAAUACAACCCUGAACCUCAGUGUCGACGACGUUCAAAUCGACAAUCAGCUCUUCGAGGCCCAGUGCACCUCGGUCCUCUACAUAACCCGGCCAUCUCGGCCGGAAAAUGUCGAGAGGCCGGCGAUAGACAUCGCCACAGAGAAACUCCCCUCGCAAAACCAAAACGCAGAGAUCUUCAAGCACCUCAUCGUCAGCAUAAAACCUCUCUGCGUUCACCUCGAGGAGCGGUUAAUCCUGAAACUCGCAGCUUUCGCGGGGACUGGUAGCUCUGAUUAUGACGUUCCUGUUGAUGAGAAUGACUUCAAGGCUCAGAGACUCAUCUCCCAGGUGUCAGCAGCCCACGCCAGGAGGUACUACUUCGGUGUUCUGAAGCUCGUACCGAGUCAGGUGAAACUGAGUGUUUUAACAACGACGAAACUCCCCCGACAUCUUCAAUCGGUUAAACGAAAACUAGGGUUGACAUUGAUCAAAUUUGAGGACGCGUCCAUCGAACUGGAGCCAUUCGUUAAGAAGCAUCCCUUCGAGAGCAGUCAAUUUCUCAUUCAUUCCAUCAUAAAACACUACAAGGACGAGCUGAAGUGGCAGGCAGCUGUUAUCUUGGGCUCCGUGGACUUCCUGGGUAAUCCCCUGGGCUUCGUCAAUGACGUGUCGGAAGGUGUGUCAGGGCUUAUUCACGACAAGAGUGUGACAACUCUCGUGAAGAACGUGACUCAUGGAUUAUCAAACUCAGCAGCUAAAUUAACAGAGUCUCUGUCUGAUGGUCUUGGCAGAGUGAUAUUGGACGAGAGUCAUGAGGAAAUGAGACAGAGAAUUCGUACGAAUACCACUGGCAGUGGUGAUCAUCUGGUAGCUGGAUUCAAGGGCCUGGGCUUUGGCCUGCUAGGGGGUGUCACCAGUAUUUUUAAACAGACAUACGAGGGAGCUGCUAACGAGGGUUUCACAGGAUUUUUCGCAGGAUUUGGUAAAGGUUUUGUCGGUGCUGUGACUAAACCGGUGGUUGGAGUAUUGGAUUUAGCUAGUGAAGCAGCUACUGCAAUCAGGGAAACAUCCAGAAGUGCACAUCGUGCCAUUCCCAAGAGGGACAGACUCCCCAGGGUUGCCAGUGGUCCUGCUGGACUACUUCCACCCUACAAUUGUCAUCAUGCAGAGGGACAGGAGUUCCUCUACAGCAUCAAUCAACGGGAUUACUCAGAACUUUAUGUUGCCUAUGAGAGCCUCUGCAGUGGGAUUGAAAAUUUGAGUAUUCUGGUAUCUAAUGAGAGGGUCAGGGUGAUAUCAGGCAGCACAAAAACUGUCGUCACUGAGGUCAGUCUCGCUGAUCUUGUUCAGUGUCAACCGACUCAGGUGAAUGAGAGCAAUGACAUCACUUUGUAUUACAUCGAAUUAACAUCAAGAAUUGAUUCUGCUGGUGGAGUUAGUUUUGAUGGCCCUGAAGUUCUCAGGCGGCCAAAGGUCAGGUGUGAUACUGAGGAGAUCACCAAGUGGGUAUCGCAGCAGAUAAAUUAUGCCAAAGGAAUGCAUCAGGAGCGCAGGCUCACACUCAUGUCCUCGGAUAACAUGCUUGAUGACAUUCAUUCGUACAAGUAAAUCUUUCAGUUUUUUAAUUUUAGGUUAUGAAGAUUUUUAUGGGAGAACUAUUGGGAGAGUUGUCUUGCUCCAGUUGUCAGAGUGAUAAUGAGUUUCUCGAAUCGAAGAUGUAAUAAUGUUUAGCGUAGGUAUGUCUAUGUUAUAGAAAUCGGGCUGUGAAGUACCAAGUUAGAUUUAUUUUCACUGGAGUGUGGCACGAAUGUUUUUUGAGUUAUAAAACGUAUGCAAAAGACUGACAAUACGUAUAAUAUUGAUAAAUGCAAUCAGCAAAUUUUCUUAUUUCGCUUGUUGUAGAGAGAGAGCUCUAAACAAAUUGUUAAAAAUUAGGAGCAUAUUGUUUCAGAUUUAUUUACAAUUUCUACAGCGGUAGUGGCGAUGUUGUAUUAACCUGGUGAUUGUAAAUACGUAUUUAUUUUUCAGUUUGAUUGAUAAAAUCGAGAUAAUAAAUUUUAUCACAUUAUUUUCCCCAAAAUACAAAA